Messenger RNA from Talaromyces marneffei, 1611 nucleotides. RefSeq lists its product as uncharacterized. The record is from RefSeq and is a predicted model, not a curated record. Lineage: Eukaryota; Fungi; Ascomycota; Eurotiomycetes; Eurotiales; Trichocomaceae. The coding region runs from base 1 to 1611 and encodes 536 amino acids. The transcript has 3 exons.
AUGUUUCAGCAGGACUACCCCCGACGACAUAGCUUUGGCUCCUCUCUCCCAUCAAGCAACUAUACCGAAUACGAUUAUAUAUGCCGCCGUCAAACCUGCCACUGCGAAGCCGCGAAUCUCGAGGAAAUCGGCCCGGACGACUCCAUCUCUUCCAGGAGCUUGUCCUCUUCCCAGCGCAGACAUGCCGAAUACUUCCACCGUCCUCCCAUCCUGAGUAUACAUCGUGAGCAGCUUAUAUUGAAUGGAUCGCCGUACUCCUUCUUUGCAUAUAACCAUGAUCCGAAUGCGGAAGCCGAGUAUUGCGAGCAAUGUCAAUUCUGUUCUGCGUCGUCUAAAUGGUGUGGAAGGGUAUCUAGUAACCAGGUAGUCAAGCUGCCUAGGUCAUUUCUUGAUGAUAGCCCCUCAGAUAUGGGCCUCUAUGGCUCUCAAUAUCUGAACAAUCCGAACAAUUUAAACAAUUUGAAAGUGCAGUUGCCCAACGCUACCUGGGUGCAAGACCCUUUGAUCGUUAAUGCAGCUCACAUCAGUUUUGCGAAUGAGCAUGCAACGCCGAGAGACCAACAGUUCCAGCCUGCUGUUUUUUCACACACCCUCACAGGAGGGCCUUCAACAACCAACAUGGACUGUAAUCCAUCCAUCGAUGCGGUUCUUUUCGCCAGUCAACGGAACCUUUCGAUGUCCAGUCUCCAGCAGAUCAGAACAAUCGACCAAUUACCCGCCGAUGGAACUGAAUGCAUCAAGUCCUACCGAGACAUAAGGUCAACCAAAGAAGAACGAUUGGCUAUCGAGGAAGGAUCACUUGUCAUCUCUAUUUCGCCAAAUUUCACGGACUUGUCGCAGCAGCUGAUUGCCCCAGAUGAGUUUGAGCUACGUGUCGGAGAGCUUUUCGUCGUCUCUCGUAUGUACGCGGAUAUGUGGGCUCUGUGUGUACGCAUCAGGAACUCAGAGUGCGUUGCCGAAGCCGAAGUUGAAGAUCUAAAGGACUCGCCCAAUAUCAAGUUCAUACCUCUUUGCGCCGUGACAUUGGCUUCAAACUUUGCUGCUUUCACUAGACGUUGCGCGGUCUACCGCGAUCAUCACCCCUAUGCAAGGUUUUUUCCUACUGGAGGUCAUCUCAUUACUCCUCCUGACCGUCACGAAUCGUUGGAAGCGAGUCGCAAGUACUUUUCCAGAUAUAAUCGUAGCCAUGUUCCUUUGCCACCGAUUGUGUUCACUCUCUGCAAGGCACCGAACAGAAUGCCAGCUGGUCUUGACUUCGAGCCCCGCGAGGAGGACGGCAUGCAGGAGGACAACGAAGCUGAGGCCGUCAUCGACAACCACACCAAAAACCAGCACGGCACCCUCAAGCGCUUCUGGAUGAAGUUUGCACCUAAAGAGUCAGACUCAUCCGCAGGACAGCAGUCAGCCGAAAUGCAGCAGAACAACACCGGUCUCGCUUCAGAUGGGAAAUCAAUUUACCCAACCCAGUCAAGACAAGAAGUUCCUGACCACCAAGACGCUGCAGAAGAGGGAAACGGGAAUGGAAACAGAAUCAGCAAGCGCAAGAGUGUCCGCAAUUUUUUCUCUCGAUCCGGGCGCGUGAAGAAUGGGGAUACCUGUGUCCAGGUCUGA